Molecule: messenger RNA, 702 nt
Organism: Daldinia childiae
Lineage: Eukaryota; Fungi; Ascomycota; Sordariomycetes; Xylariales; Hypoxylaceae
Exons: 3
Coding region: 1-702 (233 amino acids)
Molecular function (GO): glyoxalase III activity
Source: RefSeq, a predicted model, not a curated record
AUGGCGCCGAAAGUCCUUGUUGUAUUAACCUCCUAUGGAGAAAUCCUGGAUUCUGCCGGAAAGCCGGUGCAGAAGACUGGGUGGUACUUGCCCGAGUUUGCCCAUCCAUACGAAAUCCUAUCCAAAAAGUGCGAGCUCGUAAUCGCCUCGCCAAAAGGCGGCGUCGCGCCUCUAGACCCGAACUCGUUACAACCGUGGAUCAAAGACGACUCAUCUUCAAUCGAUUUCUUCAACAACAAAAAGUCUCUCUGGGAGAACACCGCUAAGAUUUCUGACUUCUUAGGCCGUGCUGAUGAGUUCGACGCUAUCUUCUAUCCAGGUGGACACGGCCCUAUGUUUGACCUAGCGACGGACAAGGACUCAAUCGCUCUUAUCAACGAGUUCUGGGCCAAGGGUAAGGUCACAGCCGCGGUUUGUCACGGUCCUGCUGUAUUCGUUAAUGUCACACUCCCAAGCGGAGAGAAUAUCCUAAAGGGCAAAGAUGUCAGCGCUUUCAGCAAUGCAGAGGAAGAUGCUUCGGGUAUGACCAAGCUUAUGCCAUUUAUGUUGGAGGAUAAAAUAAAGGAGACUGGUGCUAGCUUCCAUAAGGCUUCUGAGUUAUGGGGUCCGACAGUGCGUGUCUCUGGGAAAUUGAUUACUGGCCAGAACCCUAGCUCGGCCAAGGGAGUGGGAGAAGCCAUUGCAACCGCUUUAGGUGUUUAG